Vitis riparia (riverbank grape) is the source of this 3318-nucleotide messenger RNA. RefSeq names its product putative pentatricopeptide repeat-containing protein At3g08820. Gene Ontology annotation, molecular function: zinc ion binding; protein binding; RNA binding. The record is from RefSeq and is a predicted model, not a curated record. NCBI's taxonomy places the organism in Eukaryota, Viridiplantae, Streptophyta, Magnoliopsida, Vitales, Vitaceae. The transcript has a single exon. Bases 45 to 2105 code for a protein of 686 amino acids. Gene Ontology annotation, biological process: RNA modification.
UGAUAAAUGCAAUUUGGCGGGAAUAAGGGGAAUGUGGAAUAAGCAUGCUGAGCAGGCCAACAUCUCCUCCAAUUUCCAAGGGUUUGGAGAUCAAGAAACUCAUUCUCCAAGGCUUCAACUCCUUCAAACACCUCAAGCAUGUCCACGCUCACCUUCUCCGUUUCGGUCUCUGCCACGACAACUAUCUCCUCAACAUGAUCUUGAGGUGUAGCUUUGAUUUCUCUGACACAAACUACACUCGCUUCCUCUUCCAUCAGAUUAAACAACCCAAUAUUUUUCUAUGGAAUACCAUGAUCCGAGGCUUGGUUUCCAAUGAUUGUUUCGACGAUGCCAUUGAGUUCUAUGGUUUGAUGCGAUCAGAGGGGUUCUUGCCCAACAAUUUCACUUUCCCUUUUGUUCUAAAAGCUUGUGCCAGGCUUUUGGAUUUGCAGUUGGGUGUGAAGAUCCACACCCUUGUGGUUAAAGCUGGUUUUGAUUGCGAUGUUUUUGUCAAGACUAGUUUGGUUUGUUUAUAUGCAAAAUGCGGUUAUUUAGAAGAUGCCCACAAGGUGUUUGAUGAUAUUCCGGACAAAAACGUUGUUUCUUGGACGGCCAUCAUUAGUGGGUACAUUGGUGUUGGCAAAUUUAGGGAAGCCAUCGAUAUGUUUCGGAGGUUGUUGGAGAUGAAUUUAGCGCCAGAUAGUUUCACCAUUGUUCGGGUUUUGUCUGCCUGUACUCAAUUAGGGGAUUUAAAUAGCGGAGAGUGGAUCCAUAAAUGUAUCAUGGAAAUGGGCAUGGUGAGGAACGUCUUUGUGGGGACCUCUUUAGUGGAUAUGUAUGCUAAGUGUGGAAACAUGGAGAAAGCUCGUAGUGUCUUUGACGGGAUGGCUGAGAAGGAUAUAGUUUCCUGGGGUGCCAUGAUUCAAGGUUAUGCAUUGAACGGGCUCCCCAAAGAAGCUAUAGACCUCUUUUUGCAAAUGCAAAGAGAAAAUGUGAAACCGGAUUGCUAUACCGUGGUUGGAGUUCUUUCUGCUUGUGCGAGAUUAGGGGCGUUAGAAUUAGGGGAGUGGGUCAGUGGGUUGGUUGAUAGGAAUGAGUUUUUAUAUAACCCUGUCUUAGGCACUGCAUUGAUUGACUUGUAUGCAAAAUGUGGGAGCAUGUCUCAGGCCUGGGAAGUCUUUAAAGGGAUGAAGGAGAAGGAUCGAGUGGUCUGGAAUGCUAUAAUAUCUGGGCUUGCCAUGAAUGGCUAUGUUAAAAUAUCAUUUGGCCUUUUUGGCCAAGUAGAGAAAUUUGGGAUCAAACCAGAUGGGAACACUUUCAUUGGCCUGCUUUGUGGUUGUACUCAUGCUGGUCUGGUUGAUGAGGGCCGGCGAUAUUUCAAUAGCAUGUACCGUUUCUUUUCUUUGACUCCAUCAAUUGAGCAUUAUGGAUGUAUGGUGGAUCUUCUUGGUCGUGCAGGUUUAUUAGAUGAAGCUCAUCAAUUGAUUAGAAAUAUGCCAAUGGAGGCUAAUGCCAUUGUUUGGGGAGCAUUGUUAGGUGCAUGUAGGAUACAUCGGGACACCCAGUUGGCUGAACUUGUAUUGAAGCAACUUAUUGAAUUAGAACCUUGGAACUCAGGAAAUUAUGUCCUCUUAUCAAAUAUUUACUCAGCAAAUCUUAAAUGGGAUGAAGCAGCAAAGGUUAGGUUAAGCAUGAAUGAGAAAAGGAUCCAGAAACCACCUGGGUGUAGUUGGAUUGAGGUAGAUGGUAUCGUCCACGAGUUCCUUGUGGGAGACAAGUACCACCCCUUGUCAGAGAAGAUAUAUGCAAAACUAGAUGAAUUGACUAAGAAAAUGAAAGUAGCUGGUUAUGUUCCAACAACAGAUUUUGUGCUGUUUGACAUAGAAGAGGAGGAGAAGGAGCAUUUCCUUGGUUGCCACAGUGAGAAACUUGCUAUUGCAUUUGGUCUAAUAAGCACACCACCAACAGCCGUGAUUAGGGUUGUGAAAAACCUUAGGGUUUGUGGUGACUGUCACAUGGCUAUAAAGCUAAUUUCAAGUAUCACAGGUCGAGAAAUAACUGUGAGGGAUAAUAACCGAUUUCAUUGUUUCAGAGAGGGAUCUUGUUCAUGUAAUGAUUAUUGGUGAUAGCUUUGGCAAAUUAACCCUUGUAUCAGAGAGGAAAUGCCAUUCAGCCAUUGUCUCCCUUUCUUGUAAAAGAUAAAGAUUAAAUAUUCUGGUAUUUAGGCAUUGUCCAAGUUCUUGAAUGCAGCCAAAAUAUUUAAACAAAAAAAACAAAAAAAAUACUAGAGGAAUGUCCAAGCUUAUCCCAAACGAAUUGAAGUUGAACUUAUCCAAGUCAGCGGCUUAAAGAGUGGGAUAACGAUCAAUCCGGCUUCCAAGCUUCCAAUUAGGAUAAUCCACCAUGCUUGAAUCCACUUUUGAGAAAUUAAAAACUUCUUAGUCUCGGUUUUAACUUUCAGUGAAAACAAAAAAGACAAAGCUAUUCCACGAGGUCAUCCUUGAUUGGGCAUGACCAACUUUCUUCUUGGUGUUUCAAUGUCGAUAAAGAUGGUCGAUUAGGAAGGGGUGUAGGAUUCCUACCUAUGAGCAAUUGCCGGAUUCCUACCUAACAUCAUAACGUGAAAACAUGAAGAUUGAUGCUUCAAAAGGGUACUUGAAUGAGGACCCAUCUUGCCAAUCAAGACUUUAAUCCAUCCAACCCUCCAUAUUUAGUUCAAUUUUCACAAUAUUUCUCUGAUAAGAAAAAAAAACAAAUGUGUAUCAUGAUUGCGUACAGAAACAUUAUCAAAUUUGAUGAUUGAAAUUCAAUUAUUGGGUGUGAUAGCUAACAGUAGUAUGUACUUGGGAAAAGGGGAGCGCUACGGAAUAUAAUUUUGGGGUUGGGUACAAUUAUGAUUCAAAUAAUGGUUAAUGUUUUGCAGCCAUGGCCCAACCCUGGCACCGACCUACGGCUAUUUGACCAUUGUGGUGGUGUGGGAAUCUUCACGUUGAGGCUCCUGGGCCGUCAGGUAUGGAUUGCCUCUAGAACGACGUCGUUUUCAAAUAGAUGGCAAAUUGCUAAGGACCACUCUAAACGACGCCGUUCUCUGUUUCUUGCUUGCCACACUUCCCCUGGGAAUGUGAAUGUGAAAGCUGCUGGGUGUUUCCAGCCCUUGCUCUACGACUGAAAACCCUUCUAAACUCUUUAAUAUUUUACUCGGAAAAAUCCCUUCAAUUUCCCCCGCAACCAAACGUGGAAUCCGUAUAGAAAGGAAGGAAAGGGUAACAUAGAAAGAAGUAGAAAGUCUUUCUUUAUCUUUGUCUUUCCGUUUUAUCCGGACCUCAAUAGAAUCGCACA